GCGUGUUCUACUUCAGAUUCAGUAGCAAGUGUUCCUCGUUCGUUUGACAACAAUUCCUGUAAGCCGUAUGACACCAAAUAAUGGACAUCAAUCAGCUUCCGUUGGAGGUCCUUCAAGAGAUUCUGUCGUACCUUUCAUAUGACGAGCUUAAGGUCGCAUCGUUGGUCUGCCACCGUUGGAAUCAGGCAUCCGGAACGUUCAUCGUUCGUAAUGGACAGCUUAGUAUCCACGAGCAAGUGGUGAAAAAUUUAGAAAUGGUUCGUAAUAGCACCCGUAACUAUCAAUCAAUUCUCAUCUAUCGGAUAAGCAAAUGGGAACAGCUUCAGGCGGUGGUAUCGGAAUGCAUGCAAAAGUUCCCGAAUGUUCGGAAGCUGUAUCUGGCUGGUGUGCUACAAGAUUACCUCGAUCGGUUCUAUCGGGCAUACCGGCGUUGGAUGGAGCGACUCGAAUUCUUGCAAGUUUCGUUGGACGAUAGAUUCGAAAACCUUUUUGUGUGCGAACCAGAGGAUUACAUUCUAACACUACCGAAUCUGAAACAACUGUAUUGGAAGGAAUGCUUGUACGGCCAUGGAGAAAAGACAGUCACGAUUGAUGCCCCCGGAUUGGAAUUCGUACACAUCGAUGACAGUUUAGACGCAUCUGCCGUUUUGAGAAUUCCUCACUGUGAGCGCUUAAAAUACAUCAGGUGCAUGUUUUACACGAAGCACUUCGACGAUAUAUUCGUUGGCGACUUUGGCAAUGUGGAAACCCUCAUUCUUAAUAUUGUUCAUGACAAGUGUAAUGUUAGCUGCCUCUCCAAAAUGCAUCAGUUGCGGUAUCUAUCAUUGCACUUUGGUAAUGCCAUGAAUUAUUUGCAAGAAGUGGAAGCAAUGCCAAAUUCGAAACUGCUGAAGGUUUUGAUUAUCAGAUCAGAUAGCCGGAGUCUCGAUAAAUGCACGCUAAAUCUGGAGAAAAUCAUCGGAAAGUUUGAGAAUUUGGAGACACUUGACCUUUUUGGAAUCAAUCUUACAGCUAACAAUGAGAUUCAAGCUGACCAGUUGGUGUUUCUAAAACUAAGAGAAGUUACCUUUUCUAAAAACAGCAUCUUAAACGCUCCCAAGCUCAAAACUCUAUCACUGGAACUGGAUAUGCUGAAUUAUCUACAAUUGCGCGAAAACAAACACCUGUUUGAACUCUAUGUGGAUUUGCAAGUUUCGAUCUAUAACGAUUCGUUCGAACAGAUCAUUUGUACUUUCUUACAGGAACAUAAACAUAUUAAAAAUCUUACACUGGGGAGGGUAAGCUCCGGGGAGGUUCUAGUUCAAGAUGAUUUCAUCUAUGAUCGCAUAGUAGAGAGCGUAGAACAUCUUGAGUUGCAUCGGUUUGAUGUUCCUAUCAAUUUUUUCCGCUUACUUGCGGGCUGGAAAUCGCUCAAGAGUCUCAAGCUUGUCGCUUGUACCAUCAACUGUAGCGGAAUGUGGAACGAUGUUGUUCGAUUGCCAGGAGUAGAACGGAUAAUUGUCGAUUGCGUCCAACUGAGAGGCACAUCGAGGACCGAUUUUCCGAUUCUGUUGGUCAACGGAGCCAAUCAGGAGGUCGUUACCAAAUGGAAUGAUUCGACCCUGUUCUUUAGUACGAAUAAAUUAAUUCAUAAGGAGUACAAAUUCAGACAAUUUUCUUGUCCUGAAAUUGAUCCAAUGUUUUAG
Molecule: messenger RNA, 1685 nt
Organism: Ochlerotatus camptorhynchus
Lineage: Eukaryota; Metazoa; Arthropoda; Insecta; Diptera; Culicidae
Exons: 2
Coding region: 81-1685 (534 amino acids)
Biological process (GO): SCF-dependent proteasomal ubiquitin-dependent protein catabolic process
Cellular component (GO): SCF ubiquitin ligase complex
Molecular function (GO): protein binding
Source: RefSeq, a predicted model, not a curated record